UUUUAUGUUAGGAGCGUUGUCAAUUAUGACAUUAAAAAAUAUGGUCAUACGUGAACUAAUUUAACAUCAAUAUUGAAAUUUUUUUAAUCUCAAUAAGUACUUAUAAAUUUUGAUCAUGUCGUCGUCUGCAAUAUAUAUUUUAGAUGUUAAAGGCAAGGUGUUAAUUUCGAGGACAUAUCGUGGCGAUAUAGAUUUGUCUGUUAUUGAUAAAUUUAUGCCUCUGUUAAUGGAAAAAGAAGAGGAAGGAUUAAUCACUCCCAUUAUUCAAACAACAGAAUGCACAUUUGCCUACAUCAAAACCAACAAUUUAUAUAUUGUUUCAACAACUCGAAAAAAUGCCAAUAUCGCUUUAGUUUUUGUAUUUUUGCAUAAAAUUGCACAAGUAUUUAUUGAAUAUUUUAAAGAACUUGAGGAAGAAUCAAUUCGAGACAACUUUGUUGUUAUUUACGAACUUUUAGACGAAUUAAUUGACUUUGGCUAUCCUCAAACAACUGAUAGCAAAAUAUUACAAGAGUAUAUCACCCAAGAAGGUCAUAAAUUGGAAAUUCAACCAAGAAUACCGAUGGCUGUGACGAAUGCCGUGUCAUGGAGAUCUGAGGGAAUUAAGUAUAGAAAAAAUGAAGUGUUUUUGGAUGUUAUUGAAUCAGUUAACUUAUUGGCUAAUGCUAAUGGAAAUGUGUUGAGGAGUGAGAUUGUAGGUGCUAUUAAAAUGCGUGUUUACUUAUCUGGAAUGCCAGAACUAAGAUUAGGACUAAAUGACAAAGUACUUUUUGAGAGCACAGGCCGCGGAAAAUCAAAAUCGGUUGAGUUAGAGGACGUUAAAUUUCAUCAAUGUGUUAGACUUUCUAGAUUUGAAAAUGAUAGAACGAUCAGUUUCAUUCCACCAGAUGGGGAAUUUGAAUUAAUGUCAUAUAGAUUGAAUACGCAUGUUAAACCAUUAAUUUGGAUUGAAUCUGUAAUAGAACGGCAUGCUCAUAGUAGAGUUGAAUAUAUGAUAAAAGCCAAAUCACAGUUUAAACGUCGAUCGACUGCAAAUAAUGUCGAAAUCGUUAUUCCAGUUCCAGGAGAUGCAGACUCUCCGAAAUUCAAAACUACGAUUGGUAGCUGCAAAUAUGCUCCAGAACAGAAUGCCAUCACAUGGACUAUUAAAUCAUUUCCCGGUGGAAAAGAAUACCUUAUGCGUGCUCAUUUUGGUUUACCAAGUGUAGAGUGUGAAGAUUCCGAAGGAAAACCACCAAUUCAAGUUAAAUUUGAAAUACCUUAUUUUACAACAUCUGGAAUCCAAGUACGAUACUUAAAAAUUAUUGAAAAAAGUGGAUACCAAGCACUUCCUUGGGUCAGAUAUAUAACACAAAAUGGUGAUUACCAGCUAAGAACUAAUUAAGAGUACCCGUCGAAAAAAAAAAUAUGCUUCAGCACACAUUUUUAAAAAAGUAUUUAGAUCUUGUUUUCGUAAAGAUAAUUUUAAUUGAAAAGACACUAGUAUUAAUACAAAAAAAAGCGUCGAAGCAAAUUAUAUAUACAAUUUUUAUA
Messenger RNA from Condylostylus longicornis, 1533 nucleotides. RefSeq names its product AP-1 complex subunit mu-1 (gene AP-1mu). The coding region runs from base 116 to 1384 and encodes 422 amino acids. Gene Ontology annotation, cellular component: clathrin-coated vesicle; clathrin adaptor complex. Gene Ontology annotation, molecular function: clathrin-cargo adaptor activity. The transcript is spliced from 5 exons. NCBI's taxonomy places the organism in Eukaryota, Metazoa, Arthropoda, Insecta, Diptera, Dolichopodidae. Gene Ontology annotation, biological process: vesicle-mediated transport; intracellular protein transport. The record is from RefSeq and is a predicted model, not a curated record.